This is a messenger RNA of Penicillium brasilianum, 929 nucleotides long. The record is from the annotation of a GenBank genome assembly. Lineage: Eukaryota; Fungi; Ascomycota; Eurotiomycetes; Eurotiales; Aspergillaceae.
CAACGAACGACUUCUGACGAUUGAUGCAGGAGAAACAGAUUUUGUUUCGUUUUAUCGCAUCAAAUCAAGAUGUAUUCACAGCGCCCAUUAUCAUAUGCUCCAACUCCCUAUAGCUACACACCCAAUCCGGCACGAUCGGCCUCGAUCAAUCUCGAUGAGGAAGUGAAACUGGUGUCUAGCUCGGGUGAACGAGAUCUCUACGAAUCACUUGCCGAAAUAUAUAGCAUCAUAAUCACCCUCGAUGGACUCGAAAAGGCCUACAUCAAAGAUGUGGUCACGGAGGCAGAGUACACUGAGACCUGCACGAGACUCUUGAAGCAAUACAAGUCCAGUCUAGGCGACGAAUCCGUCUCACGAGAAUUUGUCGAUUUGGAAACAUUCAAGAGGACCUGGGGCUUGGAGUGUCCUCGCGCAACCGAACGACUUCGGAUUGGUCUCCCAGCGACCGUCGAACAAGCCUCACACGGCGCGCCACAAACAAAUAGCACGGGAGCCGGAGGUGGUGUUGGUGGUGCAUCGGGCAGUCUCAUCCUGGCAGCGACGGAGAACUUUAUCACGUUCCUCGACGCAUUGAAGUUGAAUAUGGUCUCGAAGGAUGCGUUGCAUCCACUGCUAUCGGAGGUCAUUCAGUCGGUCAAUAAAGUGACGGACGGAGAAUUUGAAAACCGUGGCAAGAUCAUUCAAUGGUUGAUAGCACUCAAUCAGAUGCGGGCAACGGAAGAGCUUAGUGAAGAUCAGGCGAGGGAACUUGCAUUUGACAUUGAGCAGGCCUAUCAAGGGUUCAAGGCAACAUUGAACUAAGCCUGCCACAUGCAUUCUGAAUGGCGUUAAGUUGAGUUAUGAUUAUGUGAUUGAUGAUAGAUACCACUCUAGUUUAUCGCUUCGAAGCAUCUUUACUUCCAGUUUGGAUAAACUUGCCAAUUUUGGAC